Tribolium castaneum (red flour beetle) is the source of this 568-nucleotide messenger RNA. It is a transcript of the gene Spase12, whose product is annotated as Spase 12-subunit. The record is from RefSeq and is a predicted model, not a curated record. Gene Ontology annotation, cellular component: endoplasmic reticulum membrane; signal peptidase complex. NCBI's taxonomy places the organism in Eukaryota, Metazoa, Arthropoda, Insecta, Coleoptera, Tenebrionidae. The transcript has 4 exons. The coding region runs from base 145 to 435 and encodes 96 amino acids. Gene Ontology annotation, biological process: protein targeting to ER.
CCACCGUGGUGGCAAAUUGGGAAAUAUAGUGGAUUUAACAUCUUUAAAUUGGUAGGUGUUCGAUUUGUUGACGUGUGUUUUCUUUGGGGCUGUGUUAAAUUAUACCGAUUUUUAACAAUAAGGGAAUUAAUAAUAAUAAUUACAAUGAAUUUUGUGCAGUCAAUUCCCACACACAUGGACUUUGAGGGUCAAGCCACGGCCGAAAAAUUGUCACGCAUCAUUAUAACUCUUUUCGGCGCUGUUGGUCUAGUUUGGGGCUACAUUAUUCAACAAUUUUCACAAACUGUUUACAUUCUGGGUGCUGGUUUUGUGUUAGCUGCUUUGUUGACAAUUCCCCCAUGGCCUAUGUAUCGCAGAAAGCCGCUAAAUUGGCAGCCGGCAAGAGAUGGUACUGAAGGAAGCUCAAGUGGUUCCAAGAAAGGAAAGAAGAAGUAGAAUUUAUUUCUUGUAUAUAAUUCCAAAUUAAUUCAAUCGUUUGUACCUAAUUUUUGUUGCAUUUGGCUAGGGAUGGCACACUAUUUGUCCGAUUUUUUGUACACAAUGUGAAGAAUAUCAAAUUUUAAGUGAA